Molecule: messenger RNA, 1449 nt
Organism: Thelazia callipaeda (thelaziosis nematode)
Lineage: Eukaryota; Metazoa; Nematoda; Chromadorea; Rhabditida; Thelaziidae
Source: the annotation of a GenBank genome assembly
AUGCUUUGGCCAAUAUUCCUAUGGUUACUAAUUGAGACUUGCAAAGCAACCGAUACUGGGUGUUUUGAUAAGGCAAAAUCUUGUACCAAAAACACUUGCUCUAAAUUCCCGGAAUUCGCUCGAACUAAUUGUGCUAAAACAUGUGGUUUGUGUGGAUCAGAAUACAGUCAAUCUUCUCCCUGUAUUGACAAAAAUCAUGACUGUACAGCUGAAAUAUGCCGUAACUACCCACUGACUGCUAAAGAUCUGUGUGCGAAGACUUGUGGAUUCUGUAAAUCUGACUCUUCCUCAAUCAUGACUUCUAGUACUUAUACGGCAUCAUCUAGUCAUCAUGCUUCUUCCAAUCUUAACAGUUUGGGGAAAACAACGGGAAGUAGUACAAGCAGCAAAAGCUCUUCGUAUCAUUCUACAAGACUUAGCAAAGAAAAAGAAUUGGAAUGCGUCGAUUUGGACUUUGACUGCACCAAAGAAACAUGCAACAUGUAUCCUUACACAUCUAAAAUUAAAUGCGCUAAAACUUGCGGAUUCUGUAGCUCUGGUGCUACUACUUUGUUGACAUCGUUAACUCCCUCAUCACCAAGUCGGCAUUCUUCUAGUGGUGGUUAUAGCAAUUUUGGUGGAGAUGCAGCAAAAGGUAACAUGGGUAGUAGCAGAAGUACACAUCAUUCUACUGCAUUUGAAGGUCACAGUUCAUCUGGUAACAUAGGCAUUCUCUCUAAAGGUAAAGAGAUUGAAUGCGUUGAUCUGAACUUUGACUGCAAUCAACAAACAUGCAAAGAUUUUCCGUAUACUGCUAAAGCACGAUGUGCAAAAACAUGCGGAUUUUGUAAUAAAGGAUCAGUUCAGAGUACCGAUAAUCGAAGAGAAUUGAAUGUAUUAGAUUCGUUAACGCACAAUAAAAAAAAUGAUAAAAUUGAACUAAUUCCAGACGACAAUUUGCAAAAAAAAGGUAAAUCUUUGGCAAAUGAUGAACAGUGCAAAGAUAGUGAUCCACACUGCUCGCAACAAACUUGCUUAGAUCGACCAUAUACGGCACGUAUGAAGUGUGCAAAAACUUGCGGAUUUUGUGAAAAAGUAGAUCCGAAGGGAUCAUUAAUUGAUCUGAGACAACCAUCGGUAGAUAUUCCUGAUGAGGACGGUACUAUUACUCUUGAUGAUACUCGUGACACCACUGAGAGAGGUUCUGCUACAAGUCAUUCAGUGCAUACUAAAAACCGAGUAACUGCUACCACAAAAGAUGAAUCUCGUUAUCGUUCAUCUGAGAGACUACUUUCAUCCUCAGGAAAUGAACUUCAAUCAACCACAAAACAACCUUCAGGAACCAAAACCAGAUUUCCCGGUAGAAAAGGUCCAUGCCGUGAUGAAAAUCAGUACUGUACGAGUGCUGACUGCUACAAGUAUCCAUAUUUUUCUCAAAGAUAUUGUGAAAAAAUGUGCGGUUAUUGCUAG